Messenger RNA from Cercocebus atys (sooty mangabey), 5502 nucleotides. It is a transcript of the gene PLEKHA2, whose product is annotated as pleckstrin homology domain containing, family A (phosphoinositide binding specific) member 2. The transcript has 12 exons. Gene Ontology annotation, molecular function: PDZ domain binding. Bases 445 to 1722 code for a protein of 425 amino acids. Gene Ontology annotation, cellular component: membrane; cytoplasm. Lineage: Eukaryota; Metazoa; Chordata; Mammalia; Primates; Cercopithecidae. The record is from RefSeq and is a predicted model, not a curated record.
AUCCCGCCUGUCCAUGUUUGCUUUGGUUGCCCGUGCUUGUGGGGUAUUGUUCAAGAGCCUGGCAGAAUUUUAUUCAGAUGUUUGAAUUGGAGCUUACAUCCUUUCUGAGAUCAUUUCUUCCAUGUAUAAAAUUGAGUUGCAAGCCACUUUACAAGGUUUUGUGCAGAGCGACGAUAAUAGCUACCGUUCAGGAAGUGCUUACUGUAUAACUAGCACUUAAUUCUCAGCCCAAGCCUUAUGAGGUGCACUAUUAUUAACCCCGUUUUACAGAUGCAGAAGCUGAGGCACACGAAGGUUAAAUAAUUGGUGGUCAUACAAUUAACAAGUAUCCAGAACUGGAAUUUGAAUGCAGGCCCCUGAUCUAAAGUUUGAGCUUUGUAAAGUGCCCAGUGCUAUCUUGGGCACAUAGAGCCUUGGAAAAGGUGAUGAGAGCAGAGCCCAGGAAUGCCUUAUGUGGAUCGGCAGAACCGAAUCUGUGGGUUUCUGGACAUCGAGGAGCAUGAGAACAGCGGCAAGUUUCUGCGGAGGUACUUCAUUCUGGACACCCAGGCUAACUGCCUCCUCUGGUAUAUGGACAACCCCCAGAAUCUGGCAAUGGGGGCAGGAGCUGUUGGAGCUUUGCAGCUGACCUACAUCUCGAAGGUGAGCAUAGCUACCCCAAAGCAGAAACCAAAAACUCCAUUUUGCUUUGUUAUCAAUGCCCUGUCUCAGAGAUAUUUCCUUCAAGCCAAUGACCAGAAAGAUAUGAAGGACUGGGUUGAAGCCCUGAACCAAGCCAGCAAGAUCACCGUACCCAAAGGUGGGGGCCUACCCAUGACCACUGAAGUUCUCAAGAGCUUAGCAGCUCCUCCAGCCCUGGAGAAGAAGCCACAGGUGGCCUACAAGACAGAGAUCAUCGGAGGGGUGGUGGUCCACACACCCAUCAGCCAGAACGGUGGGGAUGGGCAGGAAGGGAGUGAGCCUGGGUCCCACGCCAUCCUUCGAAGGUCUCAGAGUUACAUCCCCACGUCAGGCUGCCGUGCUUCCACUGGGCCUCCCCUCAUUAAGAGUGGUUACUGCGUGAAGCAAGGGAAUGUGCGGAAGAGCUGGAAACGUCGCUUCUUUGCACUUGAUGACUUUACCAUCUGCUACUUCAAGUGUGAGCAGGACCGAGAACCACUGCGCACUAUAUUUCUUAAGGAUGUUCUCAAGACCCAUGAAUGUCUAGUCAAGUCUGGUGAUCUCCUAAUGAGGGACAACCUGUUUGAAAUAAUAACAAGCUCCAGGACCUUCUACGUACAGGCGGACAGUCCAGAAGACAUGCACAGCUGGAUUAAGGAGAUUGGGGCAGCUGUCCAGGCCCUCAAGUGCCACCCCAGAGAAACCUCCUUUUCUAGAUCCAUUUCUUUGACCCGACCUGGAAUUUCCAGCCUUUCAAGUGGGCCCAACUCUAUCCUGUGCAGGGGGCGGCCACCAUUGGAGGAAAAGAAAGCCCUCUGCAAAGCCCCCUCUGUAGUCUCCUCCUGGCAGCCCUGGACACCUGUCCCCCAGACUGGGGAGAAGCUGCUUCCAGCUGGAGAGGCUUCAGAGGACUCUUUGUUCACGCCUCGUCCUGGGGAGGGCAGCACUGCUGGGGUGCUGCCCAGCUCCAGGAUAAGGCACAGAUCGGAGCCCCAGCACCCCAAGGAGAAGCCAUUUAUGUUCAACCUUGAUGAUGAAAACAUACGGACCUCUGAUGUGUGAUGGAGCACAGUGCCGUGGGAGGGAGGGAGGGAAGACUUGAGAGGAGACUGUGACUCAGUUUCUCUACCUUAUUGGAGGGUAGUCAGAGGCCUUUAUGUCACUCAUAUUCCUGUGGAUGUUCUUUGGGAGGGAGGGGCCCAUCCAGCUGGCUGUGUGUGUGUGUGUAUAUGUGUGUGUGUGUGUGUGUGUGCGUGAUAUCAGUGCAGUGUAUUUAAUUUGGGGAAGUCACUAGGUUAGACCUGUAGGCAUACUCCGUGGAGAGGAAGCUACCUAUUCUAUUCUAACUAUUCCGAGGUCUUCCUGGAGAGGGAUUAUUUUAGCAGUUCCUCUCCAGAGGGGGCUGGAAGUCCAGUUUCACCACUGACCAAGUUUUGUUUCCUUGUCCUUGUUUUAGUUUUUUCAUUUUGUUUGCAGUCCAGGUGCCUCGCAGCUCUUUUGGAAUGGGCCGGCGUUAGUCUAAUCUUAAGCGCUGUGUGUUUUGUACCCUUGCAAACUUGCUUUCUCUUUCUUCUUGCUGUUGCCCUUUGAAUGAAGCCUUGUGUGCUUGCAUGAUCAGACCCUGUAAUAGGAUGAGUUUCCAUGCACUUAACAUGAAGAGAUACAAAAAGAAUCUAGAGAGAGAGAUUUUUAAUGAAAGAAGCUUGGCAUAGAAACAUUGAUUUAGAGGUUAUGAGUUGCUGGCCAGAGAUUCCUCAGAUAAAAGAGCCUAGAAAAUUGAUUGUUGGGUGGGCGUGGUGGGUCACGCCUGUAAUCCCAGCACUUUUGGGAGGCUGAGGUAGGUGGAUCACCUGAGGUCAGGAGUUUGAGAUCAGCCUGGUCAACAUGCUGAAACCUUGCCUCUACUAAAAAAUAUGCAAAAUUAGCCAGGCAUAGUGGUACAGGCCUGUAAUCCCACCUAUUCAGGAGGCUGAGGCAGGAGAUUCACUUGAACCUGGGAGGUGGAGGUUGCAGUAAGCCAAUAUUACGCCAUUGCACUCCAGCCUCGGCAACAAGAGUGAAACUCCAUCUCAAAAAAUAAAAGAAAAUUGAGUGUCCCGCCCAAAUUUUAGGGCGUACCUCCUUCCAUUUGACAAAAAGAUACUAUUUCCAGUGUCCCUGGGAGAAUUCUUCCAUCCAAUUUAUGUGGUGAAUUGCUGCCAGCAUUCAAAAGAAGAGAGAACUUAGCUUAUUUCUGUCGGUAACUUUUAUCAGCUAGAUCAGUCAAUUGUAUUUUUAAGUUAAAAAUUAGUGACUAGAGGAAGAGACUAAGAGAACUAUUUUUACCUGAGUAAAUGCUCUCCUCUUCGUGUGUCCAAAUCUAAUGCAGAGGUGAAAACACUUGAUGAGAAAAUCCUUAGUGGCUUGAGGGGAAUCAUGUUUCUUUCAGGACAUGUUGUUUCCCUGAAGUCUGUGUCACACUGAGAAUUUUUUCUGACUGCACUGCAUUUAAACUGAGUUUGGCCUAGUUGUCCUGGUAUAAAACAGGAAAUCCACACUGUUCCCUCUUUCUCUCCCUUCCAUCCCUUCCUCUGCCUUUCCUGUACACGCUGGUGUGCUUUUGCCCUCAGAAAUUCUUGGUUUGGGAGUUAUUUAUGAGUGAUUACGACAUACUUGGAGCAGCAUAAUUUCAAGAAGCCAUUCCAAAUUCUUACAGCUCCUUAGCUCUGGUUUUACUCUCAUAUGUUCCCGAAGAAAAUUCUUUGGCUAUUCAAAGAAAGCACAAAAUAUGUGAUGUGGAUCUAAUGAAAAUGGGAACUUGUGAGAUCUCUUUAAAUAUUCCCUGACUCACGGAAAAGAUGUCCUCUUUUGGUGUUUACAUUGUGAAAAUCUACCCAUUUAUCUCUUUCUUUUCUUUUAAAUAAAUUAUCUGAUAGAUUACUAUUGCUAAAUUAAUUGGCCAUUAUAAUAAGCUGAUUUCUUAUUCAGCAAGAUCUCUCGAGAAUGUGUUACAUUAAACAUAUUUAGAAUCCAUAUGGUAUUAUCCUGAUAAAGGGAAACGAGGACACUAAGAUUGUCAAAUGGAAAUCUUCUUGUCAAUUGGCAGACACUUGGGAAUUCCAUGUUAGGGCAUUGCUUGUUUUUAAUUUUUAAAAGACAGGGUCUCACUCUCUUACCCAGGCUAGAGUGCAGUGGUGUGAUCACAGUUCAUCAUAACUUUGAACCCCUGGGCUUAAGCAAUCCUCCCAUGUUAGCUUCCCAAGUAGCUAGGACUACAGGGUUGUGCUACCACACCUGGCUAAUUUUUAAUUUUUUUAUAUGUACAGGGCCUGGCUGUGUUGCCCAGGCUGGUCUCAAACUCCUGGGCUCAAGUGAUCCUCCUGCCUCGGCCUCCUAAAGUGCUGGGAUUACAGGUGUGAGCCACUGCACCUGGCCAGAACAUUGUUAAUGUAGUUCAAUAUGAGAUAAAUGAUUAUCUUCAGUGAAACAAGCUCUGAAACCAUUCUCAUUCCUAAAUUGUAUUUCAAACUUCCUAUUUUGUUGAUAUUUCUUAACUUCUGGCCAAUUUUAAACCAUAAUAUUUUAAUGUGAACCAAAGAUGGUAUGUAUUUGACCAAAGCAGUUAGUUUUAAAUGUAUAAAAUUGAACCAAAUGGAAAAAAUAGGGUGGGGAUGCAGUAUAGAUUGGUGACUAAGUGCAUAGGCUCUGGAGUAAAUCUGAGUUUUUUGUUAAAGGAACUAAAAAAUGUACUGCAUUUUCUUUGUGGAAUAAAAGCCUUGCCUGAGUUGUGCUGUUUUCAUAAGGCUUUUGAAGUGGUCUUGACCUACUGUGUGUAACAGUAUUUCAGGUGGUCUUCCCUAUGGCAGAAUAAUGCCAUCCAUUAUUCUUUAAUUUUUAUUUUUAGAAACAGUGUUUCACUCUGUCGUCCAGGCUGGAGUGCAGUGGCCUGAUCAUGGCUCACUGCAGCCUGGACCUCCUGGGCUCAAGUGAUCCUCCUGCCUCACAGCCUCCCAAAGAACUCAGAUUAUAGGUGUGAGCCACCACACCUGGCCACCAUCCAUUACUUUUGAAAGCUUCAAAAGACUUGCUUACUCAAUGUCAGCUGAUGGUUGAUAAAAAUAAUUUGGCCUUUAGUGUUAAGUGAGACAUCAUAAAGGUAUUGAGCCAUGCAUUAUGGAGAUUGGUGUCAGCUCAGAAUAUUGGAGUUAUACAUCUAUUUCUGAGUUGAAUACUCAGCUCCCACGAGAAAGAAAGUAGUUUUAAGGUCCAGCUUCUUAGUCUACUUGAAGCAAAAGUUUUUUUCUUUUCUAUUUCUGAGUAUAAAUAUACUCUUAUAUGGGCUAAAAGGACCCCAUGAAUAAAUAGCAGGUUCAGUAGUUGAGGGGUAGAAUUUAGUUGGUUUGUUUUCAGCGUAAAUCAGAUAACAUAUGUGGAGGUCACAGCAUUUUGGAAAUUGAGUGUCCCCAAGUGAGCUUUGUUUAUAAACUUUAGACAUGUUGGAAGUGGACAGGUUUGUUAAAUCUUGUCUGCCGGCAUCGUUUUCUUCCUUUGUUCCUUUUCCCUCUCUGUGUUAUUGCCUGCGGCAGCCAGUCCUUCAUACUAGAUAGAGUUCAGAUAAAGCAAUGUUUGGCAAAAACAUACUGUUUGACCUCCUCCCCCUCUGCUUAUGAAGGGGUAGCAUGAUUCUGUGUUUUAAAGCAGUGAUGUUUCAGCUGUGAAAUGCAUUGGCAGUAAGCACUAGGCUGAGUGCAUGGAAACUGUUACGCUUCUCAUUUUAUGUGAUCUCCUAAUUGGUAUGUAGCAAAACUUUUCUAAAACUGUUUUGUGGCUUGUUUUGUAAUAAAACCAUGUGAAAUACUGAAA